UUUCAGGGAGAACAGUUCUCCAAACUUGAAAAAGUCGACAUCUUGGAAAUGACGGUUAAAUAUCUCCGUUUCCUGCACCAGCAACAGCAGGUGAACCUUACAAGUGACUCAUUGGGAAGCAAGUACCGUGUUCCGUUGGAUUUAUCCGCUGAAGUCUUGCGUUACAUGAACAGCGAUGAGACGAGAAACCGUUUGACCGACCACAUUAGUAAAUGUGUUCGGGUUAGCAACGUGGCCGCUGCGACCCAGAAUUUACCAAACAGUACAACACACCCUUCGUCAACGUCUUCCCCCACUGCGGCAACCACGGCAACCAUUUCCGCUGCUGUGCCUCACCAAAUCAACGCAACCCCUCAGACCAACGACCGCGUCCAUCAUACUCAUCACACAGGUCCCUUCGUUGACAAACCGUCAGCGCACAUUAUGUUACCCAUCGCAUCAAAACAGUCCGAGAGCAGCUUCUUACUCGCAGCCGCAUCGUCUGAUUCCCAAUACAAAACCGUUGCUGUAUCAUACACCCCGUAACAUCAGACAACACACUUGCAAGUACCAACCAUCCAUCACAUGUUGUUACUUCGCCAAUCUCAUCAGUCACAGCUCUCAGCCCAGCUGCAUCACCCUCAAUCCUACAUAUGAAGGCACUCGUCCCUGACAACAGCGUAAACCCGGAAUUGUUACUUAUCUCCAGUUCCGCUUUAUGUGAGCAGUAUCGGUCAGAUAGCUAACCCAAACACAGCAAACGUUGCCGUUUUUACACACAACAAAUAAAAAGGAACGCUUCACCUGAUCCCAGUAAAAUUCUUCCUUUGUGGAGGCCUUGGUAAAGCGAAACAUUGCUGGACUAUUUGUUAAAUAUGGCGUACAUUAUACGAGGAUAAAAAACGGUCUUUGCAUAUAUAUAUAUCUGUAUAUAUAUAUAAUAUA
Molecule: messenger RNA, 924 nt
Organism: Octopus sinensis (East Asian common octopus)
Lineage: Eukaryota; Metazoa; Mollusca; Cephalopoda; Octopoda; Octopodidae
Product: transcription factor HES-4-A
Exons: 1
Biological process (GO): regulation of transcription by RNA polymerase II; regulation of neurogenesis; anterior/posterior pattern specification
Cellular component (GO): nucleus
Molecular function (GO): DNA-binding transcription factor activity, RNA polymerase II-specific; RNA polymerase II cis-regulatory region sequence-specific DNA binding; protein dimerization activity
Source: RefSeq, a predicted model, not a curated record